Effrenium voratum is the source of this 735-nucleotide messenger RNA. The record is from the annotation of a GenBank genome assembly. NCBI's taxonomy places the organism in Eukaryota, Dinophyceae, Suessiales, Symbiodiniaceae.
AAAACGAUGCGCGAGCAGAGCUGAGUCCUCCCAUGGCUCGACGUUCCUAUGCCGUGUCAUGUCCUCCCCAAGCAUCUUCCCAAGCUUUGGGCAGAUUGUGCGGCGCUGCGGGGGCCUGCUGCGCGCUAUUGACUUGGUUCACAGCUUCCGAUGCUACACAUCUCUGGUGCUCCUUGUGGAUAUGUUAAGGCAUGGUGUCCAUUACCUUGCGCUGCCAACCAUGCUGGAGGCCUUGUGGCAUCCUCAGCGCCACAGUCAUGCCCACACGGGUGAGAGCAUGGAAAGUGCUGCCGCUGCCACGGUCGCUGCAGUGGGUUUCCUCUUAACGGCCCUGAGCCAGGUGCUUCUCAGCCGAGUGACCGGAGGACGCAGGCUGACGCUGUCGAUGAUGCUGUGGGGAGCUUGGGGCGAGGUUCUUUGCCCGGCCCUGAUCUUUGCGCUGGUGUGUCUCGCGGAUCUGGCUGCGGUGGUCGCACCGCUGGACUAUGCCAUGAGCCCUGGCAGGGAUGCAUCCGCCUCGCACCUCACACCAGAGGAUAGCGGCUUCGUUGCCGCAAGCGAGCGGCAUGAUCUCAGCGCUCAAGGCCACGCCUGGAGGAGCAAUGGCCGCUCUCCUAGCGCGGUGGUGAUCUCGUUGCAGGCCUUGCUGCGGGCAUCGCUUUUGGUGACGAUCCGGCUGGCGCAGCGGCAACGCAGCUCUCGAGUACUGCCGUGACAGCACUGUGGACAGCAGGC